AUUUUCUUGCCGACUAUGGCGGAAUCGCCACGGCCCACCACCGCCAAGCGCCGCCGUACAUUCUGACAGUUAAAGAAAUUUAAUUCAGUGAGAGAAGACUUUAGUGAGAUAUACUUUGAAGUAAAAAAAUCUCUCUCUCUUCGCAAAGGUGAUUUCCAGAAUCUCCCGGAGAAUACUUGAAACCAACUUCGAUCUUCCUCAAACUUGCAUCAAAAUCCAAAAUUUUCAACAUGCAAACCGACGAAGAGCAUCAGGAACAGGAUCAGAAUCAACAUCACUAUCAACAACCUUGAUCCGUUGAAGGAAGUUUGGAAGGGGUUACAGGAUUUGAAGCUAGGAGUUGAUAAACCAAGGUGGUCAGUACGCGAAGAAACUCAAAAGGAAUUCGAUAAAGACCAUGGGCUAUGCCUCGUUGCAAAAGGCUCAAUCCGUAUCAUCAAAAUCCGGCGGGCAUCAAGGUGGCCCUUCCUCGAACUUGGGAGCUGGGAGGGAAAGUAGAAGGACAGAUUAACGACGACGACACCGUUAACUUCUACUUUGACACUGAACAUCAGCUCCUGAUGGUUCUCGAGAAACAACCCUAUACCUAUAGAGGUUGGUUGGUAGCUUUGGAUCGAUGGAGUAAUAGGGAUAACCCAACCUUCUUGAAGUAUAUCCCGUUUAAAGUUCCCCUGACAAUUCCACAUAUAAAAGAUAUCAGGAAAACUUAUAAUAAUAGUUUUGUUCAAGACUUAGCUAAGGAUCUAGGCUAUAAGAACUCUGUAGUGGUGCCUGCUUGUGGUAGCAGUGGUGGUGCAGCCUUUUUUUGGAAUGAUGGGGUUAAGUUAUCUUUUUUGGGAAAUCCUAAUCUGUUCUGUAAUCAUGUCCGUUGAAGAAGGCGCCAAUACUUUUUGGUUGACCUAUAUAUAUAUGGAAAUCCUAUUGUAAAAUAUCGGCAAGCUCAGUGGCGUCAAAUAAUUGAUUCAGAAAAUGCAGGUCUUCUAUACAGAACAAACCUCGCAUUCUGAUCGGAGACUUCAAUGAUAUUAAGACCAGGAAUGAAAAGCAAGGCGGCAUCUCCAGGUCUGUGCGAUCUUGCUCCCUAUUUAACCUUAUGCUUUCUGUUUUGGGUCUUCAAGACUUUAAAACCUUUGGUGGAAGGUAUACUUGGUUAGGAAAAAGAUCCAAAUAUACUAUCAUGUCUAGGAUUGAUAGAGCUGUAGCUAACUGCGACUGGUUGGAUAAAUUCCCUAUGGCUACAGUUUCUCUUUUGCCUUGGAUUGGGUCUGACCAUAGACCUUUGCUACUUGACACUAAUGAAAACAAAAGAAACAAAGCUUUUUUGUUCAGAUAUGACAGCAGGUGGAGGCUUUACCCAGGACUGAAACAGAUGGUAGAACAAGUGUACGGUCAGGAAAACUCUAAUCUCUCCUAUGGAAUUCACUCUAUCAUCCUCCAAUGUAUAAAGGCGUUAUCCAGGUGGAGAAGUAAGCAAAUAACAACCUCACAGAAGGUUAUUCAGAGGCUCAAACAAGAAAUACAAGACUUGAAGAAGAAUAUUGGAGAACAAAGAGUCGAGUACUUUGGUUGCAAGCAGGGGAUAAAAAUACAAAGUACUUCCACAACAAAACUAGACAGAGACGGCAUUAUAAUAGGAUUGCACAAAUCCAAGAUGAUCAAGGGAAGUUACUUUCUAAACCAAAUGACAUCCAUAGGCACAUAGAAAAUUAUUUUCUGACGUUAUACAAGAGUCAUGGGAGCUCUCUUGACAAUAAUUUAAUGAGUGGUAUUCCUGUAUCAGUUACUGAAGAAAUGAAUAGAGCCUUGACUGCGCCGAUAUUGGAGAAAGAAAUCAAAGAAGCAGUUUUCAAAAUGAACCCAGAGAAGGCGUCGGGACCUGGUGGAAUGACUCCGAACUUCUAUAGACAACACUGGGACUCCAUCAAGCCAGUGGAAGAGUCCCAACCUCAUCAUCUAUCUUCCCAAUUAGUAUUUUGAUAGAGAGAGAUGCCGGAUUCCACGACGGAGGAUUCCGUGGCCGUUGCGCUACUCCCUUCCCUCCGUCACGCAACCAACUCUUCCUCUCAAGUCGCCAUCGUCGGCUCCAACCUCUGCCCAGUGGAAAGCCUCGAUUACGAGAUCGCGGAGAAUGAUUUCUUCAAGCAGGACUGGAGAGCUCGUAGCAAGACGCAGAUCUUCCAAUACGUGUUCAUGAAGUGGCUUCUCUGUUUCUUCGUCGGAAUCAUUGUUAGUCUCAUCGGUUUCACCAACAACCUCGCCGUGGAGAAUCUCGCCGGCGUUAAGUUCGUCGUCACUUCUAACAUGAUGUUAGCCGGAAGGUACAGCAUGGGCUUCUUUGUUUUCACUGUUACAAACCUGCUUCUCACUCUCUUUGCCUCCGUGAUCACCGCUUUUGUUGCCCCUGCUGCUGCUGGUUCCGGUAUACCUGAAGUCAAGGCUUAUCUGAACGGUGUUGAUGCACCUGAGAUAUUCUCACUCCGCACUUUGCUUGUGAAGAUCAUUGGGAACAUAUCUGCAGUGUCGGGGUCUCUUCUCAUUGGUAAGGCGGGGCCUAUGGUGCACACUGGUGCCUGCGUUGCCUCCAUUCUUGGUCAGGGCGGCUCUAAAAGAUAUGGCUUGACUUGGAGGUGGCUUCGGUAUUUCAACAAUGAUAGGGACCGAAGAGAUCUUGUUACUUGUGGUUCAGCUGCUGGUAUUGCUGCCUCCUUUCGUGCUCCCGUAGGUGGUGUCCUCUUCGCCCUUGAGGAGAUGUCGUCUUGGUGGAGGAGUGCGCUUUUAUGGAGAAUCUUCUUUUCAACGGCUGUUGUGGCGAUCGUUCUCAGGGCUCUAAUCGAUGUGUGCUUAAGUGGAAAGUGCGGGUUAUUUGGUAAAGGAGGGUUGAUAGUGUUUGAUGUCUAUUCAGAAAAUGCAUCAUAUCAUUUAGGGGAUGUACUUCCUGUUCUUCUCCUUGGAUUUGUCGGUGGUAUUUUAGGAAGCAUUUAUAACUUUCUCCUCGAGAAGGUUCUUCGAGCUUACAACUACAUUUAUGAGAAAGGGGUUGCUUGGAAAAUCAUCCUCGCUUGCGCGAUAUCAAUUUUCACGUCAUGCCUUCUUUUCGGAUUGCCAUUUCUUGCAUCAUGCCAACCUUGCCCUGCAGAUGCCUUAGAGGAGUGCCCUACAAUUGGCCGGUCUGGCAACUUUAAGAAAUACCAGUGCCCACCCGGUCACUACAACGACCUAGCAAGCCUCAUUUUCAACACAAAUGACGAUGCCAUCAAAAACCUUUUCAGCAAAAACACCGACUUUGAGUUCCAUUACUUGUCGGUUCUCGUGUUCUUCAUCACCUGCUUCUUCCUCAGCAUCCUUAGCUACGGCAUUGUUGCUCCGGCGGGGCUGUUUGUACCGGUUAUCGUAACGGGAGCGUCUUAUGGACGGUUUGUAGGGAUGCUGCUCGGUUCAAAAAAUCUGAACGAUGGUCUAUAUGCUGUGCUCGGCGCUGCGUCCUUUCUUGGCGGAUCAAUGAGGAUGACUGUUUCCUUGUGUGUUAUUCUCCUUGAGCUGACUAAUAAUCUGCUUCUUCUACCUAUGAUGAUGGUGGUCCUCUUGAUUUCGAAAACAGUUGCUGAUGCUUUCAAUGCCAACAUCUAUAACCUCAUCAUGAAGAUAAAAGGGUUUCCGUACCUCCACAGCCAUGUAGAGCCUUACAUGAGGCAGCUUACAGUUGGUGAUGUAGUUACAGGACCGCUACAAGUCUUCAAGGGCAUCGAGAAAAUCGAGACUAUUGUACACGUUCUCAAAACCACCAAUCACAAUGGCUUCCCUGUGGUUGAUGGGCCACCACUCGCUCCAGCUUCUGUUCUGUACGGUCUAAUCCUCAGGGAUCAUAUUCUUACUUUGCUAAAGAAACGAGUGUUCUUAUCUAGUCCAGUGGCUUUUGACUCCAAUACACUUGCUCAGUUCAAGGCAGAUGAGUUUGCGAAGAAGGGUUCAGGGAGGGGUGAUAGGAUAGAGGAUGUGGAAUUAAGCGAGGAAGAAUUGAAUAUGUAUUUGGAUUUACACCCGUUCUCUAAUGCUUCUCCUUACACUGUUUUGGAAACGAUGUCACUCGCAAAGGCUCUUGUCCUCUUCCGUGAAGUUGGCCUAAGGCACAUACUGGUCAUACCAAAAUCAUCCAAUCGACCUCCACUGGUGGGUAUAUUGACAAGGCAUGACUUCAUGCCAGAACAUAUACUAGGCCUGCGUCCAACCUUGUCUAGAAGCAGGUGGAAAAGGCUUCGGAUUCGGCUGCCUUUCCUCUCGUAAAGGAUUCAGCAGCCUGCCAAAUUCCGGGUAUGACAGCUUUGAUCAACUUUGUAUAAUAACUGCAAGCAGACAUGUGGUGUGCACAGAGCGACUUAUUCUUUCACCUUUUUACUAAAGAGUUGUUUAACUCUUUAAGUCCGAGAUCUAAGAUUUGUACAUGCUUUGUAGUGUCGAUUAUUCUACUUUGUAUAUGAAUCAACAUGAAGGUACCACCUCGGAUAAAAGGGCACUUUCAUUUUUUAUUAGUGAUGGAUACAAAAGAAGUAGAGAUUUAGAAAUGUUGUGUUUGCCUGUAAAA
Molecule: messenger RNA, 4579 nt
Organism: Brassica napus (rape)
Lineage: Eukaryota; Viridiplantae; Streptophyta; Magnoliopsida; Brassicales; Brassicaceae
Product: putative chloride channel-like protein CLC-g
Exons: 8
Coding region: 1987-4281 (764 amino acids)
Biological process (GO): chloride transport; transmembrane transport
Cellular component (GO): plant-type vacuole membrane; intracellular membrane-bounded organelle
Molecular function (GO): voltage-gated chloride channel activity
Source: RefSeq, a predicted model, not a curated record